UCGGCACGCACUCGCGUAUAUCGCCAUCCAUCAAUCCGGUGCAACGCAACCACCACCAUGACGCCUACCUGCUACCUCCCGGCGCUGGCCGCCGUUGCCGCUCUCCUCUUCCUCGCCGGCAGGUGGCAGGAAGCCGAGGCGGGGCCGGAGAACAACGACUGUGCCGUCGCCCAGACGGCGUUCGGGGACUGCAUCGCCUACGUCUCCGGCUUCGAGGACAAGUUCUCGCCCCGCUGCUGCAGGGGGCUCGCCGACAUCAAGGACAUGGCGCCCACGGCUGACCGGCGGCGGGCUCUCUGCGCGUGCAUCCACUCUGAGAUGGUCGCCGUUGGCAAGGUGAUCCCCGACCGCGUCAACAGCCUCCCCGCCAAGUGCGGCGUCCGUAUCACCUUCCUUCCGAGCAGCUACUACUUCAAGUGCUCGCGGAUUCCAUAAGCUGACUGCUCAUUAACAAAUCAGUCUACGACGCCUAACAAAGAGCAUCGAAUAAGAAGACGCGCAGACUGGGGGAAUUCUUUUUCUUCUUUCUUUUUUCUGAUCUUUUCUUCAACCCCCUUUCACUUGUUAUCCGAGAAGUAAGCGAUGCAAUAAUCUUGUGAAGACUUUUUGACUAAAGACUCAGCAUGUGUUUCCUCUGAAACAUUUAUUUAGAACUAAUUUGCUUCCUCUCGAAUAUUUUUUAGAAGAAGGAAAAGUUGUGAGUGAG
This is a messenger RNA of Lolium perenne, 706 nucleotides long. Its product is annotated as non-specific lipid-transfer protein A-like. Gene Ontology annotation, molecular function: lipid binding. Gene Ontology annotation, biological process: lipid transport. The record is from RefSeq and is a predicted model, not a curated record. Lineage: Eukaryota; Viridiplantae; Streptophyta; Magnoliopsida; Poales; Poaceae.